Messenger RNA from Paramuricea clavata, 1527 nucleotides. NCBI's taxonomy places the organism in Eukaryota, Metazoa, Cnidaria, Anthozoa, Malacalcyonacea, Plexauridae. The record is from the annotation of a GenBank genome assembly.
AUGGCGGUGUGUUGCUCGUCUGAGUUCAGUAAUUUAAAUGGAAAUAUCUGUUUAUCAACAUGUGAUUUCCAAGGAAUCUAUAGACAUAAAGUUUCCCAAGAUAUAGAUUAUGAUGGUAAACGAAUCAGCUGGCAUAACGAUUACGAAUCACUACAGAAAUUUAUCGAAUGUGUAUUUGCACAACAAGGCAAAUGGAAAUCGGCCGGAGGAACUUCAAAAAAGUUUGUAAGUUCUAUUGCGGAUUUAUCCUGUACAUGGUAUCCCGGUAAAUUAAACUCCUUGUUAUUCCACGGCAAAACUGGGGACUUAGUAAACGAAAUUUUGGUCACGGUAUGUAAGUCAACAUCGUUUAAUACUUUUGAAAACAGUGUGAAAGUGUGUGUCCAAAAUAUCCCUGUGCUUAAUAGUCGGGACACUGAUGGCAUGACUAAUUCACCACACACACAGACCUCGAACGUUUCGUGUAGCGCAGUUAAAGAUAUGUAUAAACAGCCGAGUCCGAAAUAUGUUGAUCAAUCUUCCCAAACUGUUGAUCCUAACAGGGAACAAUGUUUGUGCGUUGACUUGUUGUCUGAGUUUGAUAACAUGAAAAUCAAUUUCGAAAUUAUAUUAACUAGAAUAGAUGCUCUACAAUCGCUGGCAAAUACGCAAGCCAUAUGUUUUAGUAAUGACAACAUUGUGCAUCUUGAAUCCGUGCUUGAUGGGGAGGGAAGUAAAAGUACGAAAUCAGAACCCACAAUAAGUCUAAUGGAGAAGGAAAAGAAUUCUGAAAUUGAGGCACUUAAAAGCAAAAUUAAUUCCUUGGACAUGAAAUUGGAAAAAUGUUUAAAGGAUUAUGAUGCUAUUUCAAAUCAAUCACCUAUUGUUAUACCCCAAGUGCCUAUUGUCUCUCCACAAUCGCCUAUUGUUCCACCCCAAGCGCCUAUUACUCCCUCGUUGCAUGUUAACAAAAAGAAUCAUGAUCAAACCCCCGAAUUGCAAAUACCAUGUCAUGACAAUAAAGAGUUCCUGAAUAAAUUACCGCUGUGUGAUACUCGAGGUUUUAAUUGUAAACAAGUAAAUAACCUAAAUGAAACAUCAUUAUUACCGCAGCACGUUAUGACUCCGUGCCAAUCUUUGGAAUCAAAUAGUCCCCUUUUAUCUAACAGAUCGAGGAAACUUUUAGGAAAAAUCCUAAACGGCCACAGACACGGUGUAUAUCAAUCUAAAACCUCAAAUCAGGAAACAUCAUUAUUACCGCAGCACGUUAUGUCUCCGUGUGAAUCUUUGGAAUCAAAUAGUCCUCUAUUAUCCAACAGAUCGAGGAAAUCUUUAGGAAUAAUUCCGAAUGGUCACAAACACGGUAUAUAUCAAUCUAAAACCUCAAGUCUAAGGGAUUUUACUCAACCUCGACGUAAAAUUGCUCCUUUUCGAAAGAGCCCUGCCAAUUAUCGAACCCCGCGUAUUGUCUUGGAAAAACAAUCUAUGGAAUGGGCAGUUUAUCUACAAUUUGUGAGUCAAAUGACUCACAAAUCAACACUAGUAUAG